AUGACUCUUCGUAUUGCCAACCUCGAUGUGACCGUCGCACCGGUUAUAACUCCAGGGACCAAGGAGAGCGGACCCUAUGACCCUCUCAACCCUUCAACUAGGGAGUUGCCCAAGGGUCACCAGCGAACUCCCGAGAACAAGGCCUUUGAGACGGAUACCAUCUUUGAAAAGGAUAUUACGCUGCCUAUGCGCGAUGGUGUCAAGCUGUAUGCAGAUGUCUUUCGCCCGAAAGGUGUUGACAAGGUUCCUGCAAUCAUCAUCUGGAGUCCUUAUGGAAAGACUGGAAAUGGACCUCAUGGUCUCGAUAUGAUCCCUGGCCGCUUUGGUGUUCCAAAGAGCGAAGUCAGCGGCUACGAGAAGUUUGAAGGUCUUGAUCCCGCUGUGUGGCCUGCCAGAGGCUAUGCUAUUGUUAAUGUUGACCUUCGAGGCUCGUGGGACUCUGAGGGAACUACUACCUGGCUUGGUGAGCAGGAUGGCAAGGAUGGCCACGAUGCUAUCGAGUAUGUCGCCAAGCUCCCCUGGUGCACUGGCAAGGUAGCUCUUGCUGGAAACAGCUGGCUCGCCAUGGUUCAAUGGUACAUCGCCUCGCAACAGCCUCCCUCUCUGGCUGCCAUUGCCCCCUGGGAGGGUGCCGCAGACUUUUACCGCGAUACCCUCUGCCGCGGCGGAAUUCCUUAUCCUUACGACACCAUGUGGAAGCUUCUCCAGGAUACCAUGGUUGGACGAAACGUCACAGAGGCACCAAUUCCCAUGUUGGAAAAGUAUCCUUUGUUUAACGAGUACUGGGAGGACAAGCGAUCUAAGCUCGAGAACAUCAAUGUUCCUGCCUAUAUCCUUGCGAGCUACUCCAGCUCACUUCAUACGACGGGUUCUAUUCGUGCCUACAACAAGAUUGCGUCCAAGGAUAAGUGGCUUCGAAUCCACGCCCGACAGGAGUGGUCUGAUCUUUACAACCCUGACAACGUCAACGAUUUGACCAAGUUCUUCGACUACUAUGUCAGAGGAGAGAAGAAUGACUGGCCCAGCACACCAAAGGUCCGAGCUUCGCUGGUUGGUUUCAACCGACCCGCUGUCACCAACCUACCCUUCUCAUCCUUCCCCAUCCCCCAGACAAAGUUUACCAAACUCUAUCUCGCCCCUGGCGAAAAGUUCUCCCCCAACCCAGUCUCGACAGUUGGAACCGGUUCCUACGACGCUUCAUUUGUCCCCAAGAACCCCAUCCUUGGCGGCGAGGAGCUCUUUUUUAAGCAAAAGUUCACCAAACAGACCUGGCUCCUCGGAUACUCAUGGGUCGUUCUCAACAUUUCCAACGAUAGCCACGACGAUAUUGAUGUGUUUGUGCAACUUGGCAAGGCGGACGCUUCUGGAAACCAGCUGAUCAACAUGAAUGUCCCUCUCACGGAACUCAUUCCUCCUGUCAAGGAGGUCUCUGAGGCUGCAGACACAUGUUUCCUCAAGUACUCUGGCCCUACUGGUUCUCUACGAGGAAGCCAUGCUGUUAGCAAGGUGACUCCUAAGCCUGGAACAUUCACCGGUGACUGGCCUGACUACACGCACACCACUAGAAAGUCCAUCCCUGCUGGCACCGUCACUCGACUUGAGGUCCCGAUUUGGCCCACUGGAAUUAUCUUUGACGAGGGUGAAUACCUCACGCUCAAGAUUUCUGGUCAUUACAUGAGUUACAUGGAGUUUGACUUCCUGUAUGGGGUUUCUCAUAGAAACAAGGGCCGGCACACUGUUCAUUUUGGUGCGGAGUUUGACAGCCAUCUCGUUGUUCCUCUGCUUGACCCUAUCAACUAA
Molecule: messenger RNA, 1800 nt
Organism: Fusarium keratoplasticum
Lineage: Eukaryota; Fungi; Ascomycota; Sordariomycetes; Hypocreales; Nectriaceae
Product: PepX-C domain-containing protein
Exons: 5
Coding region: 1-1800 (599 amino acids)
Molecular function (GO): dipeptidyl-peptidase activity
Source: RefSeq, a predicted model, not a curated record